This is a messenger RNA of Oxyura jamaicensis (ruddy duck), 2881 nucleotides long. RefSeq names its product protein phosphatase 1 regulatory subunit 3C-like. Gene Ontology annotation, biological process: regulation of glycogen biosynthetic process. The record is from RefSeq and is a predicted model, not a curated record. Bases 1881 to 2816 code for a protein of 311 amino acids. Lineage: Eukaryota; Metazoa; Chordata; Aves; Anseriformes; Anatidae. The transcript is spliced from 2 exons. Gene Ontology annotation, cellular component: protein phosphatase type 1 complex. Gene Ontology annotation, molecular function: glycogen binding; protein phosphatase 1 binding.
UAGAAGUAGUCUUGGUUUUGCCUCACCAUGUAUGCUUCAUGUUUUAUUCAUGUUGCUUCCUCUAAGGCUAGCACUCUGUAUUUGAUUUCUGCAGCAGAGCAUUCAGCUCCCUGUACAGGGAGACGUGGAUCUCUAGAACCAGGUGCUGCAAAGGUAAAUGGCAGAUGGUAUAUUCUGCCAGGAUGCCUUAUUUUAGAACAGUGGUAACCAGUUUCACUAAAAUGGAGUGACUGUAAUGAUGGGGUCAGGUGAAAGCAGCUUUCUGCUGUGUGUGCUCUGAAGAGUCUCCCUCCAGAAAGUGUGGAGUUCUGCUGCAGCUGCUGUUUGCAUUUGUGAGGGUAGAAACUGUCAAGCUGCCUUCUGCUGAAACAGCUGCUGGGGAAGGGGAGAUGAGCAAUUUUUUGUUCACACAGAGCAAAAACUCCUACCCUGCUGACCCUUGCAUGCCUCUCCUAGUCCCUUGCUAUGCAGCCCAGUGCCUGCCAAGUGCAUGAACAGACUGUGGCUCAUUUUCCUUCAUCUCAGGGUCUUCCCUGCAUCAUGCUCUGUGGGGAUCAGGCUGGUGCUUCUCUGACGCUCCCCUUUCUCUGCCAGUCAGGGUGUGACACAGUGCAUCUUGUAGUGUGAGUGGCUUUGCAUGUGUGCUUUAUAGAUUUCCUAAUGAAUCCAUUUAGGUAAAGAAGAUUCUUUUAAGUAUAGACAUUAAGAGGAAGCUGGGUUUAAUCCUUAGGAAUCAGUAGCGCAUACUUCUGCGCAGCCCCCAGGAAAGGGCUUUGGAUUGUACCCUCCCCAUUCCUAUAGCCCAGGCAGCUUCACAGAGGUGACUGAAGCUCCCGUUCAAAGUCAUUGUUAAUCUGCUGCUGUAAAGCAUGCUCUGGAAGAGCUGCUUGGAGAACGUCUAGGUGGCGUGUCUGGUAGACUUCCUCCUUGGCCCUAUUAAGUUUGACUGAACAAUUGUCUGGGCAGCACGUGGCUGCAGCAGUGUGAGUGAAAGGGGCCCCUGCCCUCUUCUAGUAGUCAAAUAUCCACCAGAGUUGAUUUUUCCUAGAGUGCCUGCAGCGCAGCGCAGCUCCUUUCUGGAGUGUGAAAGCUGGUACAUGGCAGCAUUGUCGCAGGCUGUGCAGGAUUUUUGAAAAUGGCUAAUAGGUUGGAAUCAGGCUAACAGAUUAAGUUUAGGCCUACCUAAAAAUACUACUGUCUGCUCUUGGUGUCCUUCCAUAAAUAAGUACCUGGACACUUCUGGGACUGGAUACUGUCUCAUUGCUAACACAGUGCUUCUGUUUCCUCAUCUGUGUUGGGGGAAGGGGAAACAUCUGCAAGCUUGUCAAAGAAGAGGUGCUUCUGGCUUGUACUUUUAGAUGGAGACAAAGACUCAGUGGUCAAUCCACCUUAGUCUGUGUCUGUAAUGAGAAUGCGCUGAGUGGGAACAGCUUCUCUCUCAGCUGCUGUUGGGCUGAAAUGUAUCCCCUAUUCUCUGUUCCUUCCAAGGCGUAGAUAGCUUGGCUUACUGAGUGAUUAGCUUUAAAUGUAAAGUAGGUGGGUGGUGGAAGAGGUCACAGAGAGGGCACUGGUGAUGAGCUGUGAUUUCCCAGCUUGAGCCGGAUCUACUCUCCUGAGUGCAAGAGAAAGGUGGAGCAAGUGCUUUCAUUAGUAGGAAGCCUCUUCCACGUCUGUGUCAACUACCCCAAGUCACUGAAGUAGAAUACACGCUGCCAGCCUGAGAGGAUGUGAUGAAAGGAUGGUUCUCGGAAAGAAACUUUUGGGACCUGAUUCACUGCCCACAUUGUGUGCACUUACGUAUGCAAUUGUAUGCAAUCCUCUAGGACGCAACUGAUCACAGCAGUGCACAGGGUGGCUGUCUUCCCCGGGGCCCCUGCCGCAUGAAGAACCUGACCCUGGCACUUCAGCUUUUCCAGGUGUACAGCGCACGGGCCGUCGCCCCCCCGGCCAUGCCCGUGGACCUGGCCGUGCGGCUCUGCCUGGGCCACUCGCCCCCCAUCCGCAAGCUGCUGAACUCCUACGAGGAGCUGCGGGGCAGCCGGGCACGCAAACCCCUCCGCUCCUGUCUCAACCAGAAGCUGAGCGUGGAACACGAGCCUGAGCGGCGAGAUAGCACCAAGAGCUCCAAGAGCCAGAAGAAGAAGAGGGUUGUGUUUGCUGAUAUGAAAGGGCUCUCGCUGACAGCCGUCCGUUUCUUCUCAAAGAUCGAGGAGGACCUCUGUGAUUUGCAGCAUGCCCUUUCAGACCUAGCUUGCUUCCAACCCAGGCUGCGGGACUCACACCCAGAAGUUUGCAGGUAUGUGCUGGACUUCCCACAGCCCUCUUCAGACUAUGCGGCUUUCCGCAGCCGCCUGCACAGCAACCUGGUCUGCCUGGAGAGCUGCCUGAUCCAGGACCAUGCCCUGUCAGGGACGGUGAAGGUCAGAAACAUCGAGUAUGAGAAGAAAGUCACAGUCCGCAUCACUUUUGAUGGCUGGAAGAGCUUCCGAGAUGUCUCCUGCCAGUACAUGCAUAGCACGUAUGGCUCGGCUGACACAGACACCUUCUCCUUCGAGCUUGCACUGCCCAAAUCAUCCAGCUCCCGCAGGGCCACAGAGUUCUGCAUCUCCUUUCAGUGUGGGCAGAAGACCCACUGGGACAACAACCAUGGGAGGAACUACAGGAUCUGCCCUGUGGGCACGAUCCGCCCUCCCUCCCAUGCCGUGAAGAGUGCCAACGGAGCCCGGGAGCAUCUUGGCACCUCCCGGGCUGCCGCCCUUGUCCUUUCUCACCUGCAGACCUGGCGGCGUUCAGAGCCUCAAGCCCCUUACUGGUAGGAAAGCAGCGGGUGGAGAGGCGCAGGUGCCUUCCUUCCAUGUCCCUGCAGUGGUGCGGGGGCCAG